Molecule: messenger RNA, 972 nt
Organism: Colletotrichum siamense
Lineage: Eukaryota; Fungi; Ascomycota; Sordariomycetes; Glomerellales; Glomerellaceae
Gene: XYR1
Product: NAD(P)H-dependent D-xylose reductase XYR1
Exons: 3
Coding region: 1-972 (323 amino acids)
Biological process (GO): D-xylose catabolic process
Cellular component (GO): cytosol
Molecular function (GO): D-xylose reductase (NADPH) activity
Source: RefSeq, a predicted model, not a curated record
AUGGCUGUCCCCAACAUCAAGCUUAACAGCGGCUUUGAGAUGCCCCAGGUGGGCUUCGGUCUGUGGAAGGUCGACAACGCUAUCGCCGCCGACACCGUCUACGAGGCCAUCAAGGCCGGUUACCGUCUCUUCGACGGCGCCUGUGACUAUGGCAACGAAGUCGAGUGCGGCCAGGGUGUUGCCCGCGCCAUCAAGGAGGGCAUCGUCAAGCGCGAGGAGCUCUUCCUCGUCUCCAAGCUCUGGAACACCUUCCACGAUGGCGACCGCGUAGAGCCCAUCGUCCGCAAGCAGCUUGCCGACUGGGGCAUCGACUACUUCGACCUCUACCUCAUCCACUUCCCCGUCGCCCUCGAGUACGUCGACCCCUCCGUCAGAUACCCUCCCGGCUGGCACUACGACGGCAAGUCCGAGAUCCGCCCCUCCAAGGCCUCCAUCCAGGAGACCUGGACUGCCAUGGAGAGCCUCGUUGCCAGCGGCCUCUCCAAGAGCAUCGGUGUCUCCAACUUCCAGGGACAGCUCCUCUACGACCUCCUCCGCUACGCCAAGAUCCCCCCUGCCACCCUCCAGAUCGAGCACCACCCCUACCUCGUCCAGCCCGACCUCAUCAAGCUGGCUGCCAACGAGGGUAUCGCCGUUACCGCCUACUCUUCCUUCGGCCCUGCCUCCUUCAAGGAGUUCAACAUGGAGCACGCCACCGACUUCGUUCCUCUGUUCGAGGAGCCCACCGUCUCUGAGAUUGCCAAGAAGCACGGCAAGACCAACUCUCAGGUCCUCCUCCGCUGGGCCACCCAGCGCGGCCUUGCUGUCAUUCCCAAGACCAGCCGCAAGGAGAUCCUCGCCCAGAACCUCGACUGCACCAGCUUCGACCUCGAGCAGUCCGAGAUUGACAAGAUCAGCAGCCUGGACCGCAAGACUCGCUUCAACCAGCCCGCAAACUACUUCCCCACUGAGAAGCUCUGGAUCUUCGGUUAA